Neoarthrinium moseri is the source of this 1044-nucleotide messenger RNA. RefSeq lists its product as uncharacterized. The transcript has 5 exons. The record is from RefSeq and is a predicted model, not a curated record. Gene Ontology annotation, molecular function: arylformamidase activity. The coding region runs from base 1 to 1044 and encodes 347 amino acids. NCBI's taxonomy places the organism in Eukaryota, Fungi, Ascomycota, Sordariomycetes, Amphisphaeriales, Apiosporaceae.
AUGGACUUUGACCAAAUUCCCGACUUUGACAGUCUGCCCACCGUAGAUGGCAUGCCUCAAGGAUGUGCCUGGGGCGUGUUCGACCGAAAUGGCAAGAAAGAUUUGCUAGGGACCUUGAACUUACUCACGCAACCCGUAGUUGCGACAGCCUGUGCUGAGGCAAGAGAUGGAGUUUCCAUCUCAUUGAAUUGGCCUCUUAAUGCCAUGAGACUGCCGACACCUGGUCGCAUACGUCCAGCCCAUAAAAUCAUCAACUUCAAAGAGGAAGGCUCUGUGGAUGGCUCUGGUUGGGAUGAUGAACUGCAUUUCAACACUCAGGCAAGCAGCCAAUGGGACAGUCUCGUGCAUUGGCAGCAUCAGGAGACCGAACUAGCCUACAAUGGAAUCGAAGUAACUCGUGAGGGCUUAUCGGCUUCUUCAACAACUGACAAUACAAUGCCAACGCUAGAUCACUGGCAUGGGGUUGGCGGCCUAGCAGCACGAGGAGUGCUCAUCGACUUCAAGGCUUGGUACGAAGGAGAAGCUGCCGCUGAUGGUAAGACUGGGCUUGACGCCGUCUUUCACCCCCUGAAUGGCCAUCGAAUCACCGUUCAAGAGAUUGAAACAGUGGCCAAAUACCAAGGUGUUGAGUUUCGCAGAGGAGAUGUCCUGAUCAUUCGUACUGGUGCCACUGAAAUCCUGGAGUCAAUGCAACCAGCAGACUUCGCUAAACUCCAAAAUUUUGGCAUGGCCGGAAUGCAUGGCGUUAUGGAAUCUGUGAAAUGGCUGUGGAACCAGCAUUUUGCUGCUGUUGCCGGAGAUGCGAUCGCUUUUGAAGCGUUGUGGCCCCUGAAAGAAGACGGGUCUGCCGGAGCCGCAAAGGACCUUGUUCUUCAUCCGUGGCUUUUGUCGAUGUUCGGCAUGAGUAUUGGCGAGUUGUGGGAUUUAAGAGCGCUUUCCGAGCAUUGCAAGAAGUCCAAACGCUACAGCUUUCUCCUAACAUCGGCACCACUGAAUAUUCCAGGUCUGGUUGGGUCACCUCCUAAUGCUUUGGCCAUCUUUUAA